Ilyonectria robusta is the source of this 1214-nucleotide messenger RNA. RefSeq names its product SOR/SNZ family-domain-containing protein. Lineage: Eukaryota; Fungi; Ascomycota; Sordariomycetes; Hypocreales; Nectriaceae. The record is from RefSeq and is a predicted model, not a curated record. Gene Ontology annotation, molecular function: amine-lyase activity. Gene Ontology annotation, biological process: amino acid metabolic process; pyridoxal 5'-phosphate biosynthetic process; pyridoxine biosynthetic process. The transcript has a single exon. Bases 158 to 1099 code for a protein of 313 amino acids.
UUGUGAUAUCAUUCCUCAUACUUUUCCAUCUACAGGUCCCAAACAGCACACAGAUCAGAUACCCAUCUUCUCUCUUCUCUCUCUUCUCUCUCUACUCUCUCUCUCUCCUCCCUCUCUCUCAUCUCCCCAAAACCUCCCACUCUUCACACUCUUCACCAUGACCAACGAAGCCGUCGUCGGUUCUGUCCCCGCCUCCAAUGGCGAGGCCCCCAAGGCCUCCUUCACCGUCAAGGCCGGCCUCGCCCAGAUGCUCAAGGGCGGUGUCAUCAUGGACGUCACCAACGCCGAGCAGGCUCGCAUUGCUGAGGAGGCCGGUGCCUGCGCCGUCAUGGCCCUCGAGCGUGUCCCCGCCGACAUCCGCAAGGACGGCGGCGUUGCUCGCAUGUCUGACCCGGCCGUCAUCAAGGAGAUCCAGGAGGCCGUCACCAUCCCCGUCAUGGCCAAGGCUCGCAUUGGCCACUUUGUCGAGUGCCAGAUCCUCGAGGCCCUCGGCGUCGACUACAUCGACGAGAGCGAGGUCUUGACCCCCGCCGACCCUGAUAGCCACGUCGAGAAGAGCCCCUUUGGCGUCCCCUUUGUCUGCGGCUGCCGCAACCUGGGCGAAGCCCUCAGGAGAAUCGCCGAGGGCGCCGCCAUGAUCCGGACCAAGGGCGAGGCCGGCACCGGCGACGUUGUCGAGGCCGUCCGCCACAUGAAGCAGGUCAAUGCCGAGAUUGCCCAGGCCAAGGCCGCGCUGGCCGAAGGCGGCAUCGUGCGCAUCCGAGAGCUCGCUCGCCAGCUCGAGGUCGAUGCUGAGCUCCUCCGCCAAACCGCCGAGCUCGGCCGCCUCCCCGUCGUCAACUUCGCCGCCGGCGGCGUGGCCACCCCUGCCGACGCCGCCCUGAUGAUGCAGCUGGGCUGCGACGGCGUCUUCGUCGGCAGCGGAAUCUUCAAGUCUGGCGAUCCCGCCAAGCGCGCCAAGGCCAUCGUGCGGGCGACCACUCACUUCAAGGACCCCAAGGUGCUGGCCGAGUGCAGCACGGGGCUUGGCGAGGCCAUGGUCGGCAUCAACUGCGACACCAUGAAGCCUGAGGAGAAGCUCGCUGUCCGGGGCUGGUAGAAAAGCAUCAUGACUUGCACCGCGGGCGUUUGGGGUCGUUCGACAUGUGGGAGGCAGAUAAAAAGAUUAUGCUGGAUUGCGACAAAAAGUUGUCAUCGGCCGUGCAAGUCAACAU